CAGCAGAGGAGCUGUAGUAGGAACUGCAACAGUGGAAACUGCACUAGCAGAAACUGCCAGGGUAAAACGAAGUUGUAGACACUGUAGUGAUGGAAACUGCAAGAGUAGAAAUUGCAGCAGUGGAAGCCACAGCACUGGAAAAAGCAGCCGUGGAAACCACAGUGGUGGCAUCUGCAGCAACAGAAACUGUUGAAGCAGUGGAAACUGCAGCAGCCGAAACUGCAGCGGCGGAAACUGUAGCUGUAGAAACCACAGCAGUGGAAACUGCAGUGGCGGAAACUGCAGCAGUGGAAAUCGCAGCAGUGGAAACUGCAGUAGCAGCAGAUGAGCAAGCAGGAGCAGGACAAGAGCGACGUGGGGCAAAGAAGAAAGUGGAUGAUGCAGGGACCAUCGCAGCGUUCUAUCCAGGUGGACGAGGUAUCAAUGUUGAAUACUAUGCAGGACCUUACUCCCCCCCUGCGGGAUUACCAUCAGGAGGGAAUGCUUCUAACUCGACACUCAUCCAAGCUCCUAGAGUUAUCACAGACCUGAUGGAGGUCACAGAAGAAAUGCUAGAGUACACCUACGUGAAAAAGUUGCAAGCAUACUUUGUUCCUCCAACAACAGGCCAUUACCAGUUUUCAAUGUACUCAGACUAUUCAGGAUACAGAAGUACUCGGCCAGAAGAAGGUGAGGUUCAGCAGGACAAAGUCAGAAGGAGCCCCAUCAGAGCGAGGCGAGUGGAAGAGGAAAAAAUAAAAGGGACACCGGCAACACAAGCCGAGAGGAAAGGGUAUAAGCAGUGCAAGCUGACAGCUACGCCUCCAGAAGACUGGCAGAUCCAGGGAACAGAGCUGAGAAGAAAGAUGUGACCGCAGAGAGGUGGAUACCAAUUGUGGAGGUCCCUGAGUMCUCUCUGWAUAWUUAUCUGGACAAGAAGGCAAGAGAGGRCUACACGUUGAUCGGCUUAGAGCAUAGUCCUGACAGACGACCAGGAAGCACACUUAUGAAACCAGGGUUACAACGAUCAAGAUAUACAGUAAACUUCUCUCUGUCUCCCGCGUUCAACUGCAUCUGACAGGGUCUCUGAUGGAGACACGGAGAGGCAUCAUAGGAAAAGACAAGGAAACAGAUUACAAUCUCCACAGUAUUGCAGCUGAGGGUUUAGGGGUUAGGGUGUAGACAGAAGCAACAAAAGGAAUAUGAACGG
This is a messenger RNA of Chara braunii, 1189 nucleotides long. NCBI's taxonomy places the organism in Eukaryota, Viridiplantae, Streptophyta, Charophyceae, Charales, Characeae. The record is from the annotation of a GenBank genome assembly.